GGGGGUUGUGGACUGACUUGUGCACGACUGGUCUUGAGUCAAGAUUUUGAGAGCUUGGCCUGCUACUUCUCCAAAGGCAUCACCCCUCUAUUUAAUCUGAUAGCACUUUGCCAAGAAACACAAGCAAAAACAUAUCAGCAAAUAAAUAUGAAGGAAUCAAAGGGUUUGGAGUGGUGGGUGGUAAUGUUAGCUUUGAUAUGGCUUUGUGGUGUUGGGUGUUUUGGUUUUUGGGAGGAAGAGAGGGUUGCUCUCUUGCAACUCAAAGCUUCCAUAAACUACCCAAAUGGACCUUCUUUGCCAUCUUGGGAGGAUAGAGUGGAAGUUUAUAACAGUAUGGUGAGCGACUGUUGUUAUUGGGAAGGAGUUGAAUGCAACGAGACCACAUCUCAUGUAAUUAAGCUUUUCCUUAACUCUACAAGGGAUGGGUCUUUAGGAGAUUGGUAUUUCAAUGCCUCUUUGUUUCUUCCCUUUAAAGAGCUCCGAAAUCUUGACUUAUCUAAUAACCAGCUUGUUGGUUGGGUCGCAAAUGAAGGUCUAGAUUUUCCUGCUUAGCAAAAUAAUAAGCAUGUGGUGUUCUUAAUAUGUUAAUUAGGGAAUUUUUUUUUAUUUUAUCCAAAAGUAAAAUUCUUAACAGGUUUCGAAAGAUUAUUUGUGUUGAGCAAGCUGGAGGUUCUUCGGUUGGAUUCCAAUUAUUUCAAUAACAGCAUCCUAUCAUCUCUAGGAUUGGUUUCGUCACUUCAGAGACUAUAC
Ilex paraguariensis (yerba mate) is the source of this 750-nucleotide messenger RNA. Lineage: Eukaryota; Viridiplantae; Streptophyta; Magnoliopsida; Aquifoliales; Aquifoliaceae. The record is from the annotation of a GenBank genome assembly.